This is a messenger RNA of Aspergillus steynii IBT 23096, 1773 nucleotides long. Its product is annotated as putative l-fucose permease. Lineage: Eukaryota; Fungi; Ascomycota; Eurotiomycetes; Eurotiales; Aspergillaceae. The transcript is spliced from 6 exons. Gene Ontology annotation, molecular function: transmembrane transporter activity. The record is from RefSeq and is a predicted model, not a curated record. Gene Ontology annotation, biological process: transmembrane transport. Bases 267 to 1688 code for a protein of 473 amino acids.
AAGAAUGCAUCAACAGGGUUUAUCAUUCUACUUACCCAUGGGAUUAUUUGCCAUGCAAUUGAUAAAUACUUAAAAAGACCGUGGUGGCGCAUCCUUGUCCUUUUUUUUAUGUUUUCCCCCUUCCCCGGGUGCUUUUCAACAUCUGCGGCAUCGUCGAUCUGUGUUCCAUGGUUAUUAACUCUUGUUUCUGAGAGGCUUCCAUCUGUCCUACCUUCAUCAUCAGUCGCCGCUCACCUAAAACAGAUUCCCAUAUUACCCUCCAUAGGAUGGGUCUCUUGCAAUUUCUGAAAUCCCGUUCGGGAUUUCGGGUUGACAACAGCAAAACCACCUCCGCAGCAACUCUUACUUUACGCCAAAGUUUAUGGCCCUUGACCCUCGUUACCAUUCUCUUCUUCCUAUGGGGAUUUGCCUACGGGUUGCUGGAUACCCUCAAUAAACAUUUCCAAGAGACGCUACACAUAACUCGGGUCCGUUCCUCUGGGCUUCAAGCAGCUUAUUUCGGUGCCUACCCGCUUGCUUCCUUGGGCUAUGCCAACUACCUUCUUCGGCACUUCGGCUACAAGGUCGUAUUCAUCUUUGGCCUGGUUCUUUACGGCAUUGGAGCCCUUUGCAUGUGGCCCGCGGGAUUGAAUCAAUCGUUCGGAGGGUUUUGCGCAGCGACCUUUGUCAUCGGUUCGGGAUUGGGAUCGCUCGAGUCUGCGGCCAACCCCUUCAUUACCGUCUGCGGACCUCCCAAGUACUCCGAGAUCCGAAUCAACCUUGCCCAGGCAUUUAACGGCAUCGGUACCUGCGUAGCCCCAGCUCUAGCAUCCUACGUAUUCUUCACUUCCACCGAAGAUGACGUGAACGCUCUCAAGCGUGUCCAAUGGGUGUACCUCGCCAUUGGCAUCUUCGUCUUUAUUCUCGCUGCCGUUUUCUUCGUCUCGGAAAUACCCGAGGUCACCGAUGAAGACAUGGCCUUCCAGGUCUCCGAGACGCAUGUAAACGAGCAGGACAAAUCAUUCUGGAAGCAAUAUAAGUUGUUCCAUGCGACAUUGGCUCAGUUCACCUACACGGGUGCGCAAGUUGCUAUCGCCGGAUACUUCAUCAACUAUGUCACGGAAACCUGGCCCGGCACCUCAAGCUCCACGGGCUCCAAAUAUCUCGCCGGGGCUCAAGGGGCCUUCGCCGUGGGUCGGUUCCUCGGAGCGAUCAUUAUGAAAUUCAUCAGGCCUCGCUGGGUAUUCCUGGUUUAUCUUUCCUGCACCGUAGCUUUCAUCGCGGCGUCCACCACGCAAGGGCGACAGAGCGGUUUAGCGAUGCUCUUUCUCACCCUCUUUUUCGAGUCCGUCUGCUUUCCCACCAUCGUUGCCCUCGGCAUUCGCGGCCUGGGUCGCCACUACAAGCGCGGCUCUGGCUUCAUCGUCGGCGGAGUCUGCGGUGGAGCCGUCGUUCCACCGGUCCUGGGCCAUGUCGCCGACAUGCGCGACAGUACGGGAUUUGCCAUGAUUGUCCCGACGAUGUUCAUGGUUGUUGCAUGGACAUAUGCUGUGGCGGUCAAUUUUGUUCCUUCAUACAAGGAAACCGUCGAUAAAGUCGGGUCGAGCAACAUUGGACUAAGAGAGGGGGACGGUGUUAAAGGGCAAGAUGUAGAGAUUGGAGUCACGGAGGACCCAGAAAAGCCCCGAGAGAUACAUAUUGAGAGGUGAAGUGCCCUAAGUGGCUCUUCACGGCGACGUCUACGAAUGUUCCUUUUCAAUAAAUGUUUUUUUAUGAGACAAAUCACUAGGAUAC